Dermatophagoides pteronyssinus (European house dust mite) is the source of this 2347-nucleotide messenger RNA. RefSeq lists its product as uncharacterized. The record is from RefSeq and is a predicted model, not a curated record. NCBI's taxonomy places the organism in Eukaryota, Metazoa, Arthropoda, Arachnida, Sarcoptiformes, Pyroglyphidae.
AUUCCAUUGAAUUGUGAGCGCUCGUAUAUUUCAUUAAGUUAUUAUUAUUAUUAUUUUUGUUGUUGAUUAUUGUGAUUCGAUUUGUGAUCAUCUUUUGUUGCCAAUAAUUAAUCAUUACAUGCUAGACAUUUGUCAUUCAUUUUGAUUUGGCUGAAUUUUUAUUAUCUAAACAAAAAUAUAAAUUUCGUUUGUAAUCACGAAUCAAAUUCAAUUAAAACCAACCAGAACGCAAGAUAAUUGCAUUUGAUAUCUGAUUGUUGAUUGAACAAAAUAAAUAUUCAUUGUCAACAAACGAAACCAAUAUUUUUUCAUCAGAUUUAGUUUGAAUAUUUGAUUUCGAAUCUAAUGAUUGGUUCCUUUUGAAAAGCAUAAUCAUGAAGUCUAUCUUGGUCUUUACAUUUUUGGCAUUAGUGCUUUACACGAAUCUUAUCCAUUGUAAAACCAUUGCCAAACCUGAACAAUCAUCGCAGACACACUUGACAACCACAACGGCUACAUCGCAUAAUGUUGAUGAAAAAAAAUCGGAUUUGCAUCGUGUUCGUUUGAUGUCAACAUCAGAUGACAAUGAUGAGAAACAAAAAUCAUGGUUACCAAUAUUUGAUGAAUCACUGAAUACUUCAGCUGAUGACAUCAAGCAGGCUAAUGCUACUAGUUGUUCUGAACAAUGUAAAGAACAUUUUGGCACCACCAGUGACGAUUUGGAAAAAUUUCAAUCCUGUAUCAAUGGAUGCCGAUAUUAUACGAUCAAUUUGAUAUUGACACAGAAUAACAUUUCAGCAGGUUAUACAUCAUCUUUAUCUUCAGUCAAAUCCGAAUGCUUCAACUCGUGUUUAAAAGUCUAUCCAAAUGAUACAAAAUCAAUAAGUAUCUGUAAUUUUGGUUGUCGAUUGGCUGAUAAUGCUCAAACUGAAGAACCAAAAACACGGCCAAUAAUAACAAUUUCAUCCGUAGAUGCACACGAAGAUUCUUCUCACAAUAACAUGGCAGCAGACGCUAUUGAACCGGAAAAUUCUACAUCAGAUGAGGAAAGAACAUUUUCAAUGUUCAUUCCUAUUCCGAUUCGAACAAUAACAUCGGCUAGUGAGUUGAAUGGAAAUUCACAACAGGAAAGUUUAGAUAGAAUUUUCACUCAAGACAGUAGUUCAUCAUCUUUAUCUCGAAUGAUGAUGUCAAUGGUUCGUUCGAUGGCUGAACGAGCGCGUCAAAUGAUAGAUUUUGCCCGUACUCAGCAAAAAAAUAUGGAAGAUAGCAGAUUCUCGAUGGGUUCAGAUUCAUCUGCUAACACGGGUGAAACUGGUGGCGAAGCUGUUUCUGUUGAACGUUCAAUGUCGGUAAUGAUGACCAAAGAUAAAGAUGGCCAUAACAAAUUUGUUGUAAUGCGUAAACCGCCAAAGAUUACCAUCCAUCGAGCUUGGAAUCCGUUGGGAUGGGAUCUUGAUCAAUUCAAGACUGAGAAAGCAACUGAUUUGAAUCGACGUUUUAAACAAUUAGAACAUGAGGGCCAAGAGGAGUCUGAUGGAAAUAGAUUUAGAGUUGUGGUCCCAUGGAAAUGGUCUGGCGGUUGGAGCAAUAAUCGUGGUCAACAAGAACAGAUUGGGGAUGACGAUCGAUUUGGAAAUCGCAUGAUUCAUCGAUUAACUUCGUUUGGUUUGCCUCCUAAUCAACAAAACAAUGAAGAUCUUAGCCAUGAUACCGACGAUGAUGUAAUGGUCAUCAAUACUGUUGAUCCGAAUAAAUCUGAUUCACUUCAAUGGUCAACUUGUUUAAUUUCCAUGAUGCCCUUGCUCUAUUUGUUGAUGGUCAUUUUAUUGUUGUACAUUAUCAUCUGGCUCUUCUAUUCUGUACCAAACUAUUUCAUCUGCAUAAAUCGCCGAAGCCGUUCACAUCCUCCAUCGAAUGGUCGUAAUCCAUCGGAAACAAUUUUACCAUUGCCAUUGGAUAAUGAUAAUUAUCGCGAGACACGUCGCCGGCUUUUUCAAAAAUUAUUCCACUUGAGUCGAGCACAACGUUAUUGUAAAUUAUCAGCAUUCACUGGCUUAGGUGAGAAACCUUCACCUUUAUCACCAGCAAGAUCACCAACCAGUGUAGCAGGAGCUGAUUUGAGCCCAACUGCUUCAACAUUAUCAUUUCCUCCGCCGUAUACUGAAGCAACAGCUGGAACUGAAACAUUCUCUGUUCCUGAAAACGUUAAUAAAGAAAAGAACUGAGUUCAAAAUCAAAAUUAUACCACCAAUUUCCAGCUAUUAAAAUCAAAUAUGGAUCGAACAAAUAAUCUGCUUCGCAAAAAAUUUGGCUUGAAUUAAUUGAUCAUAUUCAAUAAUUAAAACAACAAAAAUUUUGAUCAUAA